Ostrinia nubilalis (European corn borer) is the source of this 3682-nucleotide messenger RNA. Its product is annotated as zinc finger protein 189-like. Gene Ontology annotation, molecular function: chromatin insulator sequence binding. The transcript has 19 exons. Gene Ontology annotation, biological process: regulation of transcription by RNA polymerase II. Lineage: Eukaryota; Metazoa; Arthropoda; Insecta; Lepidoptera; Crambidae. Gene Ontology annotation, cellular component: chromosome. The record is from RefSeq and is a predicted model, not a curated record. The coding region runs from base 93 to 3008 and encodes 971 amino acids.
CAAAAUGGCGGCACUUGGCAGGUCCAUAGAAAAUUAAUAAUUCGUUUCGUGUUCUAAUAAUUUUAUCUGUGGGAGUGUGGAAAUCUGUAACCAUGAGCGGUGAAUCCGAGAGCCCGGUGUAUUGUUCUUUCGUGGGCAUCCAGUACAUAGUCUGUGAUUGUGGGGAUGCUUUUGAAAAUGAGGAGUCUCACAGGCACCAUUUGCAAGUGAAGCACCCUGAUACCUUCAAGAAACACUUCGUCAGACGGCUCAAAAAAGUCCCGCCACCUACUAUAACUGAGUACAAAUGUGGCGAGUGCGGAAACAUAUAUCCGACGGAGGAGGAAUGUGUGGCCCACCAAGAAGCCGACCACAUCCCCUUCAUGGAGGAAGAGGUGGUGUACCUAGACGAAGACCACGAAGAAAAUUUUGUUGUUCCAGAAAUGAUCGAAUCUUCCACGUCUAUGGAAAGUGUCGGCACCUUGUCCCUAAAGAACCACUUACCAGUUCGAGUGCAGAGCCUGCCGUCGAAAUCCGCUAUAUCCCAGGACGGUACGGUCCCAGACACAGUGCCUUCGGUGAGGAAGCCAGCGCCACCGCCCAGACAAAGGAAACGGCCAGUGUACAGGCAUAAGAAUAUUGUGUGUGAGACGUGUGGGAAAAAAUAUGCUUCCAACGCAGCUCUGAGGUAUCACCAAAGAGUGCACACGGGCAUUCGUCCAUACCAAUGCACGUACUGUCCGAAGAGUUUCACCAUGUCACUGUUUUUGCAGAUACAUAUUCGGACGCAUACGGGCGAGAAACCAUACGCCUGCGCGAAAUGCCCUAAGGCGUUCAGCAACCGCGCCGCCUUGCUCAGACACGAUCGGGUCCACACAGGGAUCAAGCCUUACGAGUGCCCUAAAUGCGGCAAGUGCUUCACCCAAUCCAAUUCCAUGAAGCUUCACUUCCACACAGUCCAUCUGAAGAUGCCAGCUCCAUACAAGUCGAAACGGAGGCAAAUGGAUGCGGAGGGCAGACCGAAAAAACCUAGGAGAGAGGAGCCUCCUGAUAAUAUGGAGAAGUUGGCGGAACUAAUUAGACAAGAUCCGGCGCUUCAGGACGUGUAUUACGAGAUCAAAACGCCGGCGGGACGUAAAAUUACGCUCGGCUCGUCGUUCAUUAAGAAAGAACCGGUAGAGCCUGCGGAGAUGGUCCCAGCAACGCUGACAAUACUGCCAGAAAACGCAAUACCGUUACAAUUAAACGAGGGUGAAGUAAUAAACUGCGAGGUCAAAACGGAAAACGAAGAUGAAGAGCUUACGUAUGAAAUUAUGUCGACCACAGACGGAUUACCCCAGUACGCUUGCAGCGUAUGCAGUAAACUUUUAGACAAGAGUGUUACUUUCAAGCGAAUGUGCGACAGCUCCCAGGAUCUCCUUAACUUUGCUAAGUGGCAGGAAACGUUGUCCACAUCCUACAUUCAAAGCCUAAAAUUCACGUCACCGUUCUCAUUUUCAAUAAAAACCAACGAUACAAUCAGUUGUGACACAAACGAAGAAACUGAUCAGUUUAUCAAAGAAGAAAGGGAAUAUGAUGAUGAUGUUAAUGAUGAUGAUUAUAAAGUAAAAAGCGAGUCAAGCGAUGACGACUUACCGAUCAAAAUAUUACCGAAGAAAAUCAAAAUAACCGUAGAACGUCCUAGAAAAAUUGUGAAAAAACCCAAACCAGCGUCUAAAGUGAAGAAAAAACCCGUUGAGUUAAAAAAGAAAUUGACCAAAAAGGUAGAGAAAAAACCUAAAACAGAAAAUAAAGUAGAGUUAGACGAUGACAUACCGAAAGGAGAAGUAGAUGUGAUAAUGUUAACGAAAGAGCAGCAAAUAGAGGAAGUCCAAGCAAGAAAGAGUACGAUGAAUUAUCUGAGUUCGUUCUACAAAUGCGAUCUUUGUUUCAAAGGAUUUAUAUCAACGGAAACAUAUAAAAAUCAUAUGGAACGACAUGAUCCGAGCAGCGGUUUAUACGAGUGUGACAUCUGCCACAUACGAUUCGAAGAUAUGCGUGCGUUACGCGGCCAUCUUGCCAAACUUCAUGAGAGGAACUACGUCUGCAAGCUUUGCAAGCAUAUCUCCAAGUCUAAACACGGAGCUAAAUUGCAUUCGAAGUGGCACAGCGGCCAUACUUUUGUUUGCAAGUUCUGCGGUAUGUCGUUUACCAAGAAGACAAGUCACCUAUCGCACGUGCGUAUCCACCACCCAUCAGAACAUGUGAAUUGCGAUAUAUGCGGCGAAGCGUUCAUAGGCGAGCACGGGCUUAGGAUGCACAAGCAGAAGGCACAUAGGGAUGUUAAGGACCUAGAGCCGGAAUUGGAGACGAAAUGUGCUAACUGUAAAGUGCGGUUCCAAAAUAUAGACGCUUUCAAAAGGCACACGAGUAGCGCCGUGGAUGGACAGUGCGACCCUAGCCUUAGACCGUGUGCUAAGUGCGGGGAAGGAUGCAUCUCCGAGUUUGAACUCAAAGAACACUUGAAGCAGCAUUCGAAAGAAAAAAUCAAGAAGAAGAACAGAAGGAUGAAGUGUGAAGAGUGUAACGUAACAUUCAGUCUGGCGCGCUCGUACACUCUCCAUUACCAGCGAGUGCACCUCCGUUUGAAGGACGCGUUCAUUCCUGGACGAGCGCCGGUGGUGUGCGAGAUUUGUGGCAAGAAGUGUACGACGGCAACAUCGCUUCGUUUCCACCAGCGAACUCACACGGGGGAGCGGCCUUACCAAUGCACGGAGUGUCCCAAGAGAUUCAGUGUAGCUCAGCGGUUACAGAUUCAUCAACGCACACACAGCGGGGAAAGACCGUACGCCUGCCCACACUGCCCUAAAGCGUUUAAAGGGAAACCUAACCUCAACAGGCACGUACGAGUCCAUACGGGGGCGAAGCCCUAUUCAUGCUCGCACUGCGGCAAAUCGUUCUCCCAAUCCAACUCCAUGAAAGUGCACAUUCGUACUGUACAUUUGAAGCUGCCAGCGAGAUCGGGAUUGGAUUCUCAUGAGCUACUCUGAAAGAGGGACUAUUGACUAUUCCCACCUCUCGUUCCCACCGCUGCAACUCCUGUGUAGCCAGGAUCUACAGCUUGACCGCCAACCUAACCAGUGAAGGUCAAGUUUGUCCUGUAAAGUUAACUGUCAUUGGACUCGCAACGAAAUUAAUCAGAAGAACAUAGGAGUUUUAAUCUGAAGAAUAUAGGAGGAGUAGAAGUUAAGGAUUGACCCUCCAAUGGAUAGCAGUGCAAAGAUGUACUGUAGAAACUGCUUGGCAUUAAGUCCGCCAUUACGUCUGUCUUCUUCGCGCAUGUGCAAUAAAGUUCUCACGUGACUGAUAAUGUCACACACUGGCUGCUAGUUGCUGGAAAUGUCACACAUUUACCUAUUAGUUGCUGAAAGUGUCACAGUGGUCUUAUGUGACUGAGUACUCAGUAAGUUGACCUAUGUCUCUGUGAACAUUUUGAGACAGUGCUAUGGAGUAAAAUUAGGUAUUUAAACUAUGAUCUCUAGUUAACAUUAAGUUAAAAAUGUAUGUGCAUUUAUUAUUAAGUAUUUCCUUCGAAUGCCAUGCAAUGACCAUAAAACAAUGGUGAUGUUCUAAUAUAAUUUUAUUUCUCCAGCAUUUGUAUAGAAAUUGUGAGUGUUGAUAAUUUAUUAAAUUGUGUAAGUGAUAAAUAUAUUGAAUUAACGAA